This is a messenger RNA of Stegostoma tigrinum, 2892 nucleotides long. RefSeq names its product ral guanine nucleotide dissociation stimulator-like 1. The coding region runs from base 1899 to 2618 and encodes 239 amino acids. Lineage: Eukaryota; Metazoa; Chordata; Chondrichthyes; Orectolobiformes; Stegostomatidae. The record is from RefSeq and is a predicted model, not a curated record. Gene Ontology annotation, biological process: signal transduction. The transcript is spliced from 7 exons.
UGCAUUGUGCAAAAUGUUUGGAAUUGUCUGAAAGGGGAAAAGCAUGCUUUUCACUCAUGUGCUGCUUUAUUUGCUUGAUGGGAGUGUAGGUGGAUCUACAACUGCAUCCUAAAUGUAUAUGGUCACUUAUAAAUCCAAUAAAGAAUUAAGGAGAUGCUUUGUUGCUCAGAGCAGCCAGAUUGCAGAAGCUGCUGCUACCAGGACUCGUUGAGAGGAUGAGCACAGAUGAGUUUGAGAGAAAGUUAGAUGUCAGAAAGGACACAAAGAGGCAUAUUAAGAGUUGAAUCAAGGUGGGAGAGGUGUAAAGAUCAGCAUGGAGCAGUUCAGCCAAAUGGCUUGCUUUUGCGCUGCUAAUGUGCUGCAAUUUACCUUUGAGCAGUCACAGCCACGUACAGGAUAUGCCAGGCGUUAUGUGAGUGAAGAUGUUGUUCAAUUAAUCUCAGUGUCAUGGAAGCUGUUUCAUUAUUGAAGACACUGGGUAAACAAUCUCUCCAUAUUAGUAUUUUCCUUUAGAUGAGAGACAUCAUUUCGUCAUGGGAUGUCAAAAAAUUGAGGGAUUGCAGCUGUUGGGGUUCUCACUGACUGGGCAGUAUUUUUUACUCCAUAUUUCUGAAUUUGGUAAUACCAAAUUCUCAAACAUCCCUGUUGCCAUGGUUACUGUUGAAGGUAUCAUCAAAUCCCCACAGUGUGGAAACAGGCCAUGUGGCCCAACAAGUUCACAUGGCCACUCUGAAGCGCGUCCCACCCAGACCCAUUCCCCACGUCUAACCCACUGAACGUAAAUAUCCCUGGGAACGACAGGCAAUUUAACAUGGGCAACCCACCUAACCUGCACAUCUUUGGACCUUGGGAAGAAACCAGAGCACCCAGAGGAAACCCACACAGAUUGUAUUUUCGUCUUGUACUGCAACAUUCAGCAGGCAACCUGGGAAUAUUAAUUUGAGAGGAAUUUGACCUUAUGACAAACAGAGCUGUAACUUGAGAUCCCUAUGAAUAGAAUAGGUUCCGAUCAGAAGCAGCUGAUGCUGAAUUUGCCAAACUGGGCCAUGUGAUGUAAAAUCAGCUGGGUGGCAAAAUAGGCAUCCAACGCUGUGUGACUCCAAUUCGCCAGCUCGGAAUGUAAUCUGUCAAAUGGCCCGCCAUUUGUCGUGGCUGAUGUGGAUGUAGUGAAGUGUUUAUUUUCACUGACCUGUUGAAAACUGGCUGGGACUUUACAACUUGGCAGUAACAUGUUGUCAGAGUUUGACUUAGAGAGGCCUGCCCCUUUUUACAUGUCAAAUUGUGACAAGAUUCAACCAAGAAGCCACUGUGGUUGAAAGAAAAUAGUCCAGUAACUUCAAGCUGCUCAUGGUCCAUUCAAUUUCGUGGUGGUGCAACUUUGAAAAAUUAACUCAACAUUUUCCCCGUCUGUCUUGGUACCAGUUACUAUAGAUCAGCCACUUAUUUUGUACUUGGCAGACCUCCUUUGCGUCGAUGAAUGAUCUUUCAUAACUUUUCUUGUCUUCACCCGAAAUCAGCAUAUUGUUCUUGAGUGAAUCAUUUAAAAAAAAAUCCAUCUUUGAAACACUGUUUUGGGAAUUAGUGUCCUGAAACCAUCCUGGAUAAUUUGUACAGAAAUAUCUCCUUCAAAAUCACGUUCGUGUCAUUUAUUUCCAAAGCAGAAAUAUUUUUGUGACAUGAUGUACUGUGCACUUUGAAUAAAGUUAUCGAUGCUGUUCAAAAUACCACGGACUAGGAUUUAGCAGGAACAAUUAUAGCAGUUUAAACUUUCUUUAACAGCUCAUUAUUUAUUUGUGUUCUUUCAGGAAUAUGAAAUAAUUUUGGGUAUCAAAUCCCUGCAGUUUGCUUGCUCAUCAUACACCCUUCGUUCAAACGAGAAUUUUCUAGACUCGUUCUUUAUGCAACAAUACUUAAGUGAGGAUAGCGAGUACGUAACUGGUAUUGUAGGAGUGUGCAGCUCCUCUGAACUCGAGAAACCGCCAAAGCCCAAAAAGAGUGUGUUGAAGCGCCUCAGCUGCCUGUUUUCAAGGAGAGGUGUUAAAGUACACAGCGCUCCAACUAAAAGCUCUGAGCAGCCAGCAUCCCUUCGGAAUGAGGAUUCAGACGAGAGCAUUACCUCAGCCAGACACUUGGAAAUGGAAGAGCCAAGCACCUCGCAAAAAGCGCUGGAAAAGUCAUUAAAAUCCGUGGAUACUGCCUCCUCUGGAGGUUCAUCCAACAGUGGUGCACCAGCAAAACCAAAUUAUGACAGAGCCAAGUCUGGCAGGCGUGCGGGUUUGGGCAGCUGCUGGUGUGCAACACGUCGGAGGGACAACCGCCAGAAUGAGAAAAGCUGCCUCAUCCGAGUCAGAUUAGAGGAGGACAGAGCACAACAAAUCAAAAUGAUUUUGGUGACUAAUCAAGAUCGUGUAUCUGAAGUUCUCAACAAAGCCAUGACCGCGCUCAAAUUUGAACCCGAGCGUCCUCAGCAAUUUGCUCUAGCACAGAUCAUUGAAUCAAAUAAAGUGCUCAUACUUCCGGCCGAUGCCAUCCUGUAUUACGCAAUGAACAAGAAAGUGAAUCAUGACUUCAUCCUGAGAUUCACCGAAAGAAGAUCUUCAUGUCUAUGCAAGUUUUAGCUGCAAUGUUCGAGCCUCCUUCCCAAUGUGAAUCAAUGAGCUCUAGUGAGGAAGGGCUUGAAGGAGCUCACCGCCCUGAUUUUUGAGAGGUCGGAUGUAUUUUAUUUUCUUCUCCUUCUGUAAAUCGCUUGGUGCUCGAUAUAGGAUUCACUAAUUAGACAUUUACACAUAACCACUUUAAAACUAAAAUGGUUCAACAUCGAGACUAUGCCAACAAUGCCAGCCACAGGUAGAAGAGGAAAUCAUCUCAGUUCUUUGUCUAAGUUUCGUUUCU